Messenger RNA from Diversispora eburnea, 1437 nucleotides. Lineage: Eukaryota; Fungi; Glomeromycota; Glomeromycetes; Diversisporales; Diversisporaceae. The record is from the annotation of a GenBank genome assembly.
AUGAGUCAAAGAACUGAAUCACCUUCUCGCCCCAGUACUCCUACUCAGAAUUACGAUAUUACCAUUGGUUGUAAGUUGUAUGUAGAAGUAAAAAAGGGUAAAUCAGGAGACAAAGCUCAAGAAUUUCGAAAAGCGGAAAUUUUAUCCAUUCGAACCAAUAAUCAAGGUCAAACAGAAUAUUAUGUUCAUUUUUUGGAAUUUAAUAAACGUUUAGAUGAAUGGGUAAAGAUAGAUAGAUUUGAUCUUUCAAGAGAUGUGGAAAGAUCAGUAAAAAAGAAAAUUGGUAAAAGUAUAAGAGAUGAAACACCAUCUCUUUCUGGUUCUCCUCUACGGGAAGGAAGCAGAACACCUUCAACUGCUAGUCAAAAAAGAAAGAUUGCAGCAUUGGAGGACGCAUCAACUCCUUCGACGCCUUUACUUGAACCACAGAACGAUGAUUAUGAAUCUAUCGAUGGAAGUUUAACACCCGGUAGUGUUACUCCUUUAGGUCUUUUGUCAUCUAAUUAUACCGAAGAACAAGAGAUUGAAAGAUUACGUACUUCAGGAUCAAUGACUCAAAUACUUUCAGAAAUUUCAAGAGUAAAAAAUCUAGAGAAAAUUCAUUUUGGACCUUAUGAUGUAGAAACAUGGUAUUUUUCGCCAUAUCCUCACGAAUAUAGUGAAACGGGAGAAGUAUACAUUUGUGAAUUUUGUUUAUUUCAUUUUAUGUACGAAAGACAACUUCGUAAUCAUGUAAAGAAAUGUCAAAUUAGACAUCCACCUGGAAAUGAAAUUUAUCGAUGUGGGGACAUAUCAUUCUUUGAGAUUGAUGGAAACAAACAAAAAACAUAUUGUCGUAACCUUUGCUUAUUAUCAAAACUCUUUCUGGAUCAUAAAACACUUCGUUUUGAUGUUGACCCAUUUCUUUUUUAUAUUAUGUGUCAAUGUGAUAAUUAUGGAUGUCAUUUGAUUGGAUAUUUUUCAAAGGAAAAAGAAAGUACUGAAGGAUAUAAUUUAGCAUGUAUUCUUACUUUACCUCAACAUCAACGGAAAGGAUUUGGACGAUUAUUAAUAGCAUUUUCUUAUGAACUUUCUAAGAAAGAAGGAAAAGUGGGAUCACCCGAGAAACCAUUAUCUGAUCUUGGAUGGGUUUCAUAUCGUUCAUAUUGGUCAGAGGUAAUAGUACAAAUAUUAUUAGAGGCAAGAAACAAUAGUGAAGAAGUUACCAUUGAAGAUAUUUCCAAUAGAACAAGUAUUAAACAAGAUGAUGUUAUUUCAACCUUAAAUUAUUUAAACGCACUUAAACCUUAUAAAGGUCAAACAAUUAUUUGUUUAUCUGAAGGAGUAAUUUCAGCUUACAAUAAAUCAAGAAUUAAACAUGCAAAUCGUAAAAUCGAUGAAUAUUGUCUUCAAUGGACACCUCCCCAUUUCACUUCUAACCAAUUAAGAUUUAUAUGA